Messenger RNA from Nanorana parkeri, 1458 nucleotides. RefSeq names its product ubiquitin conjugating enzyme E2 I (gene UBE2I). The record is from RefSeq and is a predicted model, not a curated record. Gene Ontology annotation, cellular component: nucleus. Gene Ontology annotation, molecular function: SUMO conjugating enzyme activity. Gene Ontology annotation, biological process: protein sumoylation. Lineage: Eukaryota; Metazoa; Chordata; Amphibia; Anura; Dicroglossidae. The transcript is spliced from 7 exons. Bases 209 to 685 code for a protein of 158 amino acids.
GCGGGGUCUUCCUGCUGCUCCCAUUUUUCAGGCAUGAGCCAGGGCAGCCCCGACGCGGGGUCCUUGUGACAUGAGGUCCUAUUUAGUCUGGGUCAGGAUCAGCGCGGCUUCAGGAGGGAAACUUUAGCGGCUUUGUCCCGAGACAAAGAGCAGAGCGCGCCGCCGAACCCGGAUUGUCAGGGGGUGAAGCUGUAUCAGGAACCCAACUAUGUCUGGCAUAGCCCUGAGCAGACUUGCCCAGGAGAGAAAAGCUUGGAGAAAAGACCAUCCUUUUGGUUUUGUGGCAGUACCAACAAAAAAUCCAGAUGGCACAAUGAACUUGAUGAACUGGGAGUGUGCUAUUCCAGGCAAGAAAGGGACCCCUUGGGAAGGAGGAUUAUUUAAACUUCGGAUGCUGUUUAAGGAUGAUUAUCCCUCCUCGCCUCCAAAAUGUAAAUUUGAGCCUCCCUUAUUCCACCCAAACGUUUAUCCUUCAGGCACAGUGUGUCUGUCCAUCUUAGAAGAAGACAAGGAUUGGAGGCCAGCAAUCACAAUUAAACAGAUCUUGUUAGGAAUACAAGAACUUCUAAAUGAACCAAAUAUACAAGAUCCAGCUCAAGCAGAGGCAUACACAAUUUACUGCCAAAACAGAGUUGAAUAUGAAAAAAGAGUCAGAGCACAAGCCAAGAAGUUUGCUCCAUCAUAAGCUUCAACCGUGUGGCAUCUUACAAUAAAAACUUUAAAAAAGGAAAAAAAAAACCCAGAACAUAAAAAGGAAGGGAUUGGUUUGGCAAGAACUUGUUUACAAAAAACAAAAUUUUUUUGCAAAAUUGAAUGCUAUAUACAAAAAGUCACUUAGGGGAGGGGGUUAUGUGUGCCAUUUUCCAUUUUCGCCACUUGUAUAGAGUUCUAAAUCUGCUGAAUAUUCCCCCCAGUUUUUUCAUACAGGGUCUCUUCCUUCCGUCUUUUUGUAUUUUGAUUGUUAUGAUGUAAAACUUGCUUUUAUUUUAAUAUUGAUGUCAGUAUUUCAACUGCUGUAAAAUUAUAAACUUUUAUACUUCUAUAAAUCCACUAGUAAUCUAUAGUUUUUUUCCUUUGCUAUCCGAUGCAGGCAUGCUAUAAAAAUGUUUAGAACUAUAUCUAGCCUCUAGCUGGCUGUAGUAAAAAUUAAAACCAGAAUACAAUGUCAUAUUCCACCCCCUCCCUGCCCCUAAGUUUUUCCUUUUUAGGGUCUUUCAGUGACUAGGCUGCCAUUCUCUGCAACCUAGCGCCUCAGACAGUCAGCAACUUGCUUCUGCAUCACUUCCUUUGUGUUUAUAUGGCGUUCUGUCUGUGUUGCUGUUUAGAUUAAAUAAACUGUUUAUAUAAAAUUUUUGUUUCUUAUCUUUUUCAUGAAAAGGACCAUAAAAGCAGAAAUCUUUUUGGCUUGUAAAUUGACAUUGACUUUUUUUUUUUUUUCCUGUGCAUUCUGUAAAGAAA